AUCCGUCAACAUAAAACCCUCAUCCGCCCCGGACUUUCAAACGCUUGAAUUUGGUCAUCCUUCACAUUCCCGUCUAUUUGUGUGAUACGUUCAGUAUCAAUUCACUUUCAUUCUUCCGGAUCUCGCUUGGAAUUCUAAUCUUUUCCCCCCCUAACCUCACAAAACAAUCUUCACAAUGGCGACUUCAGCUCCCACCACCUCGAGGACCGAGACCCUCGCAAAGUACCUCAAGCUCGACCAGAAGGGCCAGAUCAUGGCCGAGUACGUCUGGGUUGAUGCCGAUGGCGAGACUCGAUCAAAGUCCCGAACUCUCCCUGAGAAGGAGUACAAGCCCGAGGACCUCCCCGUCUGGAACUUCGAUGGUUCUUCUACCCGCCAAGCCCCCGGUGACAACUCCGAUGUCUACCUCCGACCUUGCGCCGUCUACCCCGAUCCCUUCCGUGGCUCUCCCAACAUCAUUGUUCUCGCCGAGUGCUGGAACGCCGAUGGCACUCCCAACAAGUACAACUACCGACAUGACUGCGUGAAGGUCAUGGACACCUACGCCGAUGACGAGCCCUGGUUCGGUCUCGAGCAGGAGUACACUCUCCUCGGUCUCGACAACCGACCCUACGGCUGGCCCUCCGGUGGUUUCCCUGCUCCCCAGGGCGAGUACUACUGCGGUGUCGGUACUGGCAAGGUUGUCCAGCGUGAUAUCGUCGAGGCUCACUACAAGGCCUGCCUGUACGCCGGCAUCAAGAUUUCUGGCACCAACGCUGAGGUUAUGCCUGCCCAGUGGGAGUACCAGGUCGGCCCUUGCCUGGGCAUUGAGAUGGGUGAUAUGCUCUGGGUUUCGCGAUUCUUCCUCGCCCGUAUCUCUGAGGAGUUCGGCGCAAAGGUUUCUCUGCACCCCAAGCCCAUUGCGGGAGAUUGGAAUGGAGCUGGGCUACAUUCCAACUUCUCUACGAAGGCUAUGCGCGAGGAGGGUGGCAUGAAGGUCAUCGAGGAGGCUCUCAAGAAGCUGGAGCCCCACCACGCCGAGUGCAUCGCCGAGUAUGGCGAGGACAACGACCAGCGUCUCACUGGCCGUCACGAGACUGGCUCUAUCGACUCGUUCUCCUGGGGUGUCGCCAACCGUGGAACAAGUAUUCGCGUUCCUCGGGAAACUGCCGCCAAGGGCUACGGUUACUUCGAGGACCGACGACCUGCUUCCAACGCCGACCCUUACCGGGUCACCAAGGUUCUCCUUCAGUUCUCUAUGGCUUAAGCGUUUCUGUGAAAAGAUUUUUAUAACAUGGUUAACGGCGUGAGGUUUGGGACACUAUUCAAUAGAUAGCAUGACAACUGGUCCAGCGAGAUCCAGUAAUUACAAUGAUCACUUGUUCAAACAUAUAUUCUUUCACUGAGA
Messenger RNA from Fusarium vanettenii 77-13-4, 1387 nucleotides. RefSeq lists its product as uncharacterized. The record is from RefSeq and is a predicted model, not a curated record. Bases 176 to 1246 code for a protein of 356 amino acids. Gene Ontology annotation, cellular component: cytoplasm. The transcript is spliced from 6 exons. Gene Ontology annotation, molecular function: glutamine synthetase activity. Lineage: Eukaryota; Fungi; Ascomycota; Sordariomycetes; Hypocreales; Nectriaceae.